AUGCCUUCAUCAUCGCCCACCAUCGAACUUGACCAAACCUUCCACCACCGCACUACCACCCACACAUACCAAAUCCGCUGGACAUCCCUCGGCAACCCAGAAUUACCCCCUCUAGUCUUCGUGCACGGCACACCGUGGUCUUCGCGUGUAUGGCACAAUUACGCCCAAUCCUUCGCAAAAUAUUUCCACGUCUACCUCUUCGACAAUCCCGGUUUCGGCACUAGCCCUCUCGGCCAGCCCCUCCCCGACAAAGAAGAGCUCAUCAGCGACGAAGUCGCUCUAGAUGCAGACCUCUCGCAGCAAUCCGCGGCUUUUGCAGCGCUUUUUACCCACUGGGCACAAAGCUGGCGGCAUAAGCCCCAUGUAGUUGCCCACGAUCACGGCGGUUUGAUGACUCUCCGGGCGCAUCUUCUACACAACUGCGACUACGCGAGUUUGUGCUUGAUCAACGUGGUUGCGAUAGGGCCCUUCGGCCAGCCUCUGUUUGAACUGGUCGCUGCCAACCAGGGCGUGUUUACCGGGCUGACGGGGCCAGUGUUUGAGGGGGUGGUUGAGGCGUAUAUUAGGGAUGCAUCGCAUCAGGGCCUGGGAGCGGAGACGAUGGAAAUGUUGAAGGGCCCGUGGGUUUCUUCUGAGGAGGGGAGAAGGGGGUUUGUGAGGCAGAUGGUACAGGCAAAUAGCCGGAGCUCCCAGGAGGUGGAAGAUAUGUAUCCGGAAGUGGGGAAGAAGAUGCCGGUGCGGAUUAUCUGGGGACAGGAGGACCGGUGGAUUCCCGUGGAGACGGCGGAGAGGUUGAAAGAGAAAUUGAAUGCCCGGGAAGUGGUGCUUAUCCAAGGAGCUGGGCAUUUGGUCAUGUAUGACCAGGAGGGAAAGUUGGGAGUUGAAUUGGGUUGGUGGUUGAGCCAAGUUAGGCCGAUGUAG
This is a messenger RNA of Penicillium canariense, 921 nucleotides long. Its product is annotated as alpha/beta fold hydrolase. The record is from RefSeq and is a predicted model, not a curated record. The transcript has a single exon. NCBI's taxonomy places the organism in Eukaryota, Fungi, Ascomycota, Eurotiomycetes, Eurotiales, Aspergillaceae. The coding region runs from base 1 to 921 and encodes 306 amino acids.